Hydra vulgaris (swiftwater hydra) is the source of this 1986-nucleotide messenger RNA. RefSeq names its product TNF receptor-associated factor 3. Gene Ontology annotation, molecular function: zinc ion binding; protein binding. Gene Ontology annotation, biological process: regulation of apoptotic process; tumor necrosis factor-mediated signaling pathway; protein K63-linked ubiquitination. The record is from RefSeq and is a predicted model, not a curated record. NCBI's taxonomy places the organism in Eukaryota, Metazoa, Cnidaria, Hydrozoa, Anthoathecata, Hydridae.
UUCAAAAGUUGUUGUUAAUCUAUUUAUAAUAAAAAGUUUCUUAACAUAAAAAACUUAAGUUAAGAAAUUAAACUAUUUAGCGAUGGAUGCUUCUUGCAAUAUUGAAUGUUCUCCUCAAUCUGAAUUACAGCUUGAAUUGAGUCAAGACAAAAAAAAAAACACGAAGAACCAGUCUAUUGUGGUUGAAUAUGAUGAUGAUCAUAUUGGUGGGUAUGACGAAAAGUUUGUAAAUUCUCUUCCUAGUGAUCUUAAAUGCCCAAUUUGUUUCUUGGCAUUACGUCAACCGAUUCAAAUUGGAGAGUGUGGUCAUCGUUUUUGUGAAUCGUGCUUCAAAAAUCUUAAAAGAAUAGAUGAACAAUUGUUAUGCCCUCUUGACAGACAAUUGAUUGACUUAGAAGUGGUGUUUCUAGAUAAAGCAGCAAAAAGAGCAAUAUUGUCAUUGCCUAUAUACUGUCGACAUUAUAAACGCAACUGUGAGUGGAUUGGUGAUAUAAGCUCAAUCAAUGACCAUCUUAAAGAAUGUGAUUUUGUAGAUGUUUCGUGUCCUAACAGACAAUGCCAGGAUUUAAUAACACGAAACAAUUUGUUGAAUCAUCUUGAUUUGUUUUGUGAGUUUCGCACUAUUGAUUGCCAAUAUUGUAUGGAAAAGUUCAUUUAUUGUGAUAUCUCGACCCAUUUAAACGAGUGUCCAAGACAGCCUUUAGAGUGCAUCAACAACUGUGGGCAGAAAAAUAUUUUGCGCAUGAUGAUGUCUGAACAUGUCGAAAACGAUUGCCCAGUAAGUGUUCAAUAUUGCGAAUAUGCUAAAAUCGGAUGUGUUUUUAAGGGAACCCAAGGUCAACGAGAUACUCACGUUGCUUUAUCAGCAAACCUUCAUCUUAUCUUGGCAAUUGAAAAAAUUAAAAAAGUUGAAAACAAAAUCAGUUACCAAGAAGAAUUAGUGACAAACUUGGCCAUGAAAUAUGAUGCAUUAAAAAAAAAAGACGAUUUUCUAGAGACUUCAUUUCAAUCAGUUGUAAAACAAAUUUGCAAUCUAGAAAACAAAAUGAUUAACAUUGAUAGCAAAUUUCGUUUAUUUGAAUCCCGUAUACCAAAAAACGAGUAUAUAUGGUGUUUGGACAACAUAGAUAGUAGGUUCAAUAAAGAGAAAAAGUCAAUGAAAGAUCUAAACACUUGUAGCACCCCGUUCUAUUCAGCUCCGUUUGGAUAUAAACUUUCAAUGCAAAUCUAUUUGAACGGAUUAGGUGAACACAGAGGGUCACAUAUUUCUUUGUUUCUUAAUAUUGUUAAAGGCGAGUACGACUGUUUAUUGGAUUGGCCAUUUACGAAAAAAAUCAAACUUUCUCUACUUGAUCAAAGCGGAAAAAGAGACCAUAAAGUAUUUGUAAUUGAUCCAAGAACAAAUAGCUUAGAAAACUAUAACAAACCUGAUUUGUACAAAAAGGUUUGUGUUACAAUACCACAUAUAGUGUUGGCUAAUCCUGGUUAUGUACUAGAGAACAAAAUAUUGAUUAAGUGCGAAGUAGAAUCAUAAAUCAAUACAAAGUUGAUAAACAGAGAUUUAAGUAGAAUAAUAAAUACAAAAUAAUCGCUAUCUUUGUGCACAGUAUAAAAAAGAAUGUAUAAAUAAAUGUAAUAUCGAUCUUAUGUAUAUACAAAUAUUUUUACAAAUCUAUACUGGAGCAACCGCUUUUGCCAUUUACUCUGGAACAACAUCUAUUGCCAUCCAUCCAUCUAUUGAAUCAUCAAUAUUUCGCAUUAGUUGGUCCAAAGGCAUUGGAAUUACAGUUUUACGCAAAGGCAGUUUGCAUUAACUGAGCUAAUAAAAGGAUAAAAUAAGUUUUGCAAUGACAUAUUAUAAGUGAACUGUAAAAUAAGUUUAUAAGUAUUCUUGUAACACUAUUUAAAAUAAAAGGCGUUUUAUGUUUUAUAUGUUAUGUUUUAUAUGUUAAAAUUAUAUCAACUGAAAUAUAAAUCCAAAAAUAA